AUGUAUCGUCAACUUCUUGAACAACACAUUGAGGUGAAUGCUCAAAGUGAGCCAUCUAGAGCUCCGGUAUUGCUCAGAGAGCCCGAGAAGAAAGAGAAGACUACAGUAACCCUGCCGAAAAUUGUGGAACAUGAGAAAAAAGUGAAGACGUUCACUUCAAUAGAGCAGGAUUGCGUUAGAAACGGGCUCAAAAUUUUUGUUCGAUUGUUUGCCGAGUAUCCGCGAUACAAACUGAUUUGGCCUCAAUUCCGUGCGAUUCCCGACUCGAGUUUGAUGAAUGCGGUCGAGUUGAGGAGACAUGCAUCAGUGUAUUUGAAGGGUCUUGGAAAGAUCAUCGAGUCGAUGAGAGAUGAGGAGGAAUUGAGAAAAUCAAUGUCGAGAAUCGCAUUGGCACAUAUCAAAUGGAAUGUUCAGAGAAAUCAUGUUAUUCACAUGAUCGAGCCGGUGCUUGAAGUGGUCAAAGAGUGUAACGGAUAUCAAUUGGACGAUGAAACCCGCCAAGCAUGGACCGUUUUGUAUCAAGUCAUUGCUAAUCUUAUCGAAGUGUUCCGUUGUCGUGCACUUAAUGAUUAA
Messenger RNA from Caenorhabditis briggsae, 573 nucleotides. RefSeq names its product Protein CBR-GLB-14 (gene Cbr-glb-14). Bases 1 to 573 code for a protein of 190 amino acids. Gene Ontology annotation, molecular function: oxygen binding; iron ion binding; heme binding. Lineage: Eukaryota; Metazoa; Nematoda; Chromadorea; Rhabditida; Rhabditidae. Gene Ontology annotation, biological process: oxygen transport. The transcript is spliced from 5 exons. The record is from RefSeq and is a predicted model, not a curated record.